Molecule: messenger RNA, 4669 nt
Organism: Ctenopharyngodon idella (grass carp)
Lineage: Eukaryota; Metazoa; Chordata; Actinopteri; Cypriniformes; Xenocyprididae
Product: splicing factor U2AF 65 kDa subunit-like
Exons: 11
Coding region: 229-1629 (466 amino acids)
Biological process (GO): mRNA processing
Cellular component (GO): nucleus; U2AF complex; nuclear speck
Molecular function (GO): poly-pyrimidine tract binding; pre-mRNA 3'-splice site binding
Source: RefSeq, a predicted model, not a curated record
CGCCCACAGUGAUUAGACACGCCCACUCGUCAGACCUGCAGUGAAGUGAAGCUUUCCUGUCUCUUAUCAAAUAAGACUGAUUUCCUAAACAAACGUUUUCAGCACAUGGUGACACUGCGUCACCGUUAUCAGAUGAGAGAGCGGAAGCGCUAUAGUGUUCAUGCUCAGUGCAGCGCCUGUGUUUAUCAGCUGAGACUCAUAUGAGCGCCUGAUCCGUCAGAUCUGAUCAUGUCUGAUUUCGAGGAGUUCGAGAAACAGCUGAACGAGAAUCGACAAGAGAGAGAGAGGGAGAGGCAUAAGAGAAGGAGUCGCAGUAGCUCUCCUGGUCGCAGCAAGAAACGGCGCAGCUGGAGCAAAGACAGAAGCAGUCGCAGCCGAGGGAAGCGCAGCCGUAGUCGAGACCGGAAGAGCCGAGACCACAGGAGCAGCUCCAGGGAUCAUAAGAAACACAGCUAUUCUCCACGUCGAACAAGGAAGAAAAAGAUGUGCAAGUAUUGGGAUGUUCCCCCAUCAGGCUUUGAGCACAUCACUCCAAUGCAGUACAAAGCCAUGCAAGCUGCUGGGCAGAUCCCCAGCAUUGCUCUACUGGCUACAUCCACUAAUGCUGGUUUGGCAGUCGCACCCACACAAGUGCCCAUCGUUGGCAGCCAGAUGACCAGGCAAGCGCGACGCCUGUAUGUUGGCAACAUCCCCUUCGGUGUCACUGAGGAGUCCAUGGCUGAAUUUUUCAAUACCCAGAUGAGACUUGCAGGACUGUCUCAAGCUCCCAGCAAUCCUGUGCUCGCAGUGCAAAUCAACCAGGACAAGAACUUUGCUUUCUUAGAGUUUCGAUCAGUGGAUGAAACCACUCAAGCCAUGGCAUUUGAUGGCAUUAUCUUUCAAGGACAGUCGCUGAAGAUCAGACGUCCACAUGACUACCGCCCUCUGCCCGGUAUCUCUGAGCAGCCUGCUUUUCAUGUUCCAGGUGUUGUUUCCACAGUUGUACCGGACUCCCCUCAUAAACUCUUCAUUGGAGGUCUACCAAAUUAUCUCAAUGAUGAUCAGGUUAAAGAGCUCCUGACAUCAUUUGGUCCUCUCAAAGCCUUCAACCUUGUGAAAGACAGUGCCACAUCACUGUCCAAAGGAUAUGCUUUCUGUGAAUAUGUGGAUAUCAGCGCAACUGACCAGGCAGUAGCUGGAUUACAUGGCAUGCAGCUUGGCGAUAAAAAGCUCAUCGUCCAGAGGGCAAGUGUGGGCGCCAAGAAUGCCAAUCCUACUGCUGUUGUAGAAACGCCAGUCACGCUCCAGGUCCCGGGGUUGCAGAGGGUGCAGAACUCCGGCCUGCCGACAGAGGUGCUAUGUCUGCUGAACAUGGUCAUGCCAGAGGAGCUGCUGGACGACGAGGAUUAUGAGGAGAUCCUGGAGGACAUCCGUGAGGAGUGCUGCAAGUAUGGCACUGUGCGCUCUAUCGAGAUCCCAAGGCCUGUGGAUGGCGUGGAGGUGCCAGGCUGUGGGAAGAUUUUUGUGGAGUAUGUUUCUGCUGCAGAAUGCCAGAAGGCCAUGCAAGCACUGACGGGACGCAAGUUUGCUAACCGUGUGGUGGUCACAAAAUACUACGAUCCAGACAUGUAUCACAGACAUGAGUUCUGAGGGCAGAGAGAGAGAACGAGCCGUUUGCACCAUCUGAGUGUAAAGUUUUAAUGAGCUGUAUGUAGUUUUACACUUUUCUUCUACUUUCACUUCUCAAUUUCUUUUCCUUAUUGAAAAAAAAUAGAUCUGAGUAGCCAUGUAGGAAAAAUUUAGUCUAGUACAGUGUCAAGCGAUCUCUUCCAUGUUAAAGGAUUAGUUCAAUUUCAAAUGAAAAUUACCCCAAGAUUUACUCACCCUCAAGCCAUCCUAGGUGUGUAUGACUUUCUUCUUUCUGAAGAAAACAAUCGGAGAAAUAUUAAUAAAUAUCCUGACGCAUCCGAGCUUUAUAAUGGCAGUGAACGGGAGCAACGAGUAUGAAGCUGAAGAAAGUGUCUCCAUCCACGUCCAUCCAUCAUAAACAUAUUCCACACGGCUCCGGGGGGUUAAUAAAGGCCUUCUGAAGCGAAGCGAUGCAUUUGUGUAAAAAAAAAAAAAAUCAUAGUUAACAAGUUAUGAAGUGAAAUAUCUAGCUUCCACCAGACUGCCUUCUGUAUUCAACUUAUGAAGAAAGUGUAUCGCCUCUCGCAGUUCAAAAUGCUUACACUACGUUGGCGCCAAUAGCCUCGUGGGCAGCACGCCGGCAUAUAGCGCCGUUGCGCUUCGAGCAACCCAAGUUCGAGUCCCGGCUCGCGGACCUUUCCCAAUCCCGUCCCUCUCUCUCUCUCCCACCUUGCUUCCUGUCCACUCUAUACUACUCUAUCAUAAUAAAAGGCAAAAAUCGGCCAAAAUAAAAAAGCUUACACUAUGGCCUACGCUUUCUGUAUUCAACUUAUGGAAAAGUAAGUUGAAUAUAGAAGGCCGUCUGGCGGAAGCUAGAUAUUUUACUUUAUAACUUGUUAAAUAUGGAUGUUUUUCUUAGACAAAAUGCAUCGCUUCGCUUCAGAAGGCCUUUAUUAACCCCCUGGAGCUGUGUGGAGUACGUUUAUGAUGAAUGGAUGCACUUUCUUGAGUUUCAAACAGGUGGUUUCUGUUCACUGCCAAUAUAAAGCUUAGGAGCAUGAGGGUGAUUAUUAAAAUAUCUCUGAUUUUAUUCGUCUGAAAGAAUAAAGUCAUACACCUAGGAUGGCUUGAGGGUGAGUAAAUCUUGGGGUAAUUUUCAUUUUAAAGGGAACUAAUCCUUUAAGGGAAGUUUACACUUACAGUGAUUUACCUUGACCAGAAGUCACUCAUUUUCAACAAGAAUUGGCAAUUUCCAGAAGCAAGCGGGCAACUGGCAACGUGAUGUGAUGUGGGCGUGUCCAGAAAGGUUUAGUUUUAUGCAGAUGACUACAAUAAGGAGUGAAGUUAUUAGAGCACAUGUGAUUUGUCUCCUGUGAGAUAGAGGAAAUGAGCUAUUUCACUGUUCUACACACUCUCACAAAAAAGGUACAAAAGCUGUCACUGGGGCAGUACCCUUUCAAAAGGUACAGCUUUGUACUUUAUUUACCCCUUAAGGGAGCAGAUUAGUACCUUUUGAAAUGGAACCGCCCAAGUUUUGUACCUUUUUUUGUGAGAGUGCAUGAUUUGUCUAUGUAUGAUGCAGGGAAAUAAUUAAAAAUAUAAUGAAAAACUGGCAGUAAUUGUUGAAGUAUUGAGUGAGUUUUAUUCAUGCAAACAUUAAUCUUCUUUAUGAUAUGAUGCAUUAUGCACUUUAUGCGUUAUGCAAUUAUAGCCUAUGUAUAACUUUUACCAUAUACAUUUAUAUACCCUUCUAAAAGAAAUGAUUAUCAAUUUAGCACUCAGUGGGAAUGACCAAAUAUACUGCCACUCGAUGACCUGAUGAAAUCACUGUAUGUGUGAACAUAAACCUGAGUUUUUGUCCUGCAGUCUUCAUCAGCAGCUUUGUAUGACAGAACAUUUAGUUGGCCCCGCCCAAAGUGAAAUCUCAUUGGUCCAAACUCCUGCUUCAAAUAGCUGCAUUUGAAAACAUCAAAUUUGUUGAAAUUGACUGGGAUUGACUGGGAUUUUGAGGCUUUGUGAGGACAGAAAUAUCACUUGACACUUGUCAUGUUGUGCCUAUAGUUAGAACAAAGAAUAUCAGAAUAGAACUUAAUUCUCAGACUAGAGAUUGUUUUGUGUGUCUUUGUAUUAACCUGAGACAAAAUUCUAGCCAGUGUUCUGAACUUUGAACAACACUAAACACUACAAACAUCAACAGACUGAACUCAGAUGCAUUACAUGCUCUUUAACAUAGAAAAUGACUGAAAGCUUCUGCUUCAUACCAGUGACAGCAUAUUCAUGUUACUCUAUUUUUGUUUUUUGUUUUUUAACUUAAAAGCAAAAAAAAAUGUAAUCAAAUAUUUAAGUCAACAAAUGUUUCCAUGACAUAUUAUAUUAUAUUAUAUAUUUUUCUUUCCACAUUAUACUGAGAUUUAGUUUUUUUUGCAUUACGGUAAUGAGAAAAUGUGCCAUUAUAAUGAAAAUAAUGUCAAAAUGUCAAAAAUAGGCAAAAAAUAAUGUAUUUCUUUUGUUUAUUUUUGGGUGGACAUAUGUGCCGGAUGUGUUCUUGACAGGUUUUACGAAAUUCACUCAUAAAUUGGUAGCUUUGAAAUACUGCUAAUAGAUACAGUAUGUUAAUGCUGUAAAGUGUAUAAAUGUGAUUCUUUGUACAGUAUAUCCUUCAAGAUUGAUGGAUGAGAUUUUCUAUCAUGUUUCAAAAUUCUUCAAAACAACAUGGGCUGCUCUGGACAGCUGCUCAUGUCAGAAUGUAUUUGCUCUUAUUGGCAAACUGCAAAAAGGCUGAAAUUUCUUCAAAGAUGUCAGAACAGAUAACAUUUGACAAGAAAACAGCAUGUUUCUCCCUAUCGUGAUGAAAGCAAAAGCCCUGACAGAAAUACUUAGAGUAUCUGCUGUGGAAAGAUGAUCCGACAGCGGUUUUCACUCUUAUUUCUCAUUCAGAUGAUGACUUGUACAAAUAGAGACACACAACAACCAACCAUCAUUUCACUAGCUAAAAUGUGCUUAAAUAGCUCGGUUUCUAUGGCUAGUGAUGCCUUGCCUUCAAUAAAUGACAUGAUCUUUA